Colletotrichum costaricense is the source of this 426-nucleotide messenger RNA. RefSeq lists its product as uncharacterized. Lineage: Eukaryota; Fungi; Ascomycota; Sordariomycetes; Glomerellales; Glomerellaceae. The annotation marks the transcript as partial. The record is from RefSeq and is a predicted model, not a curated record. The transcript has a single exon.
GAUCCAUCCGGAGGUGGCCCUCUGCCAUAUCAUCGGCCCUGGCUCGACGUCUUCCGGGCACAAACAUCUCCCCUUCCCUGCCCGACCAGGCGCCAAGGUCGGCCGAGCCGCUUUGACGCCGGUAACGAGGCCCUGCGUCAACGACACUCGAGGUCUGACUCGACUAUUGAAAUAAUGAACGUUGGCAAAUUCUGUUGGCUAUUGAGUGACCUAGUGUGCGUCGUAACCUUUCUUCUCAGCCUGGCGUCUUCCGGUCAUAUCUCGGAUGCACCCGACCCCGUCUUCGGCCCAGCCCCCGGGCUUUUCCACGGCCAGCCUUGGCCAUCUUUCAGCUACCCCUACCACAACCGCCGCCAGACCAACCUUCCAAGUCGCCGCAUCUAUCUCACAAGCAUCGCCUCCAUUCAACAACCAUUCACGUGUUGA